This is a messenger RNA of Branchiostoma belcheri (Belcher's lancelet), 3874 nucleotides long. RefSeq names its product pleckstrin homology domain-containing family D member 1-like. The record is from RefSeq and is a predicted model, not a curated record. The transcript has 13 exons. NCBI's taxonomy places the organism in Eukaryota, Metazoa, Chordata, Leptocardii, Amphioxiformes, Branchiostomatidae. Bases 872 to 2242 code for a protein of 456 amino acids.
GCACGGCCAGACUGGCACUGACCAGUAUAACCAGUGGCAGGCAACAUUUUCUCAACAUACGCUUCGGCAACAUUUCUCUGCCUCGCCUCCUCUGUAUCCGGCUUCACGAAUGGUAGAUUAAAGCUGUUAAUCAUUAACCAGAUGUAAGCAAACUGUGUGCUCACAAAGGGCUGAUGUCAUGCAUGUACCAAAGUUGCUGCUCUAAGAUAAAUAUGUACUGAAGUAUUGGUGCAAAUAUACACAUACAGCACUUACAUGGAGAGGCUAAGAGCUAGCAUUUCCAAAAUCUCACUGCUGAAAACUUGUUGGCUGGUGUAUAUUUACCCAAACAAACAACAUGUAAAUAAGUAAUGGCAAGCAGUAAACUUCUGUGAUUUGUUAAUUUGCUCUCUUACAGUGGAUGGGACAGCAUGCUCUGUACUAUUUACAGAGGUAUCAAUCUAGUUUUUACCUGGCUUUGUAAUUGCGCCUGAGUAACCAGGUCAUGUCUUGGACCAUACAGUGAUAUCACAUACAAUUACAUAUCACAGGCACGUACAUGUGGCCACUCCAGUAUUUUUCAUCUUUUUGCAGAUUCAUGUUGUCUUUUUUAGGCAAGAAGGAAUGAAAAUGUCGUCCUUAUGUCGUCAGAAGACAUUUUUGUUUGCUAUGUACGGAUGGCUUGUCUGCCAGGCAACUGAGGCAGGCUCCUUUCAACAAAAAUGACAGCCGGUUGAUUCUUUGGCUAGCAGUCUCUGGCUUUCUGACAAGUGGGGUCUAUUCAGUAGUCAGAGGAGAGGGGGCAGUUAUAAUUUCAAUUCAUGACAAAUUAAAGAUCUUUGUCAGACAAGUUCUUAUCCAUGUCCAAGGCUGUAAACGUGAAUUCAAAGAGAUGGCAAUGUCAGGGACCAUCAUUUUUACCUUAUAUUUCCCCAGCAAACUGUUGCCCUGGCAACUGACAGUGAACUUGACAGGGACAAGUGGGUGGAGUAUUUUACAGAGCUCAGGCAGAGUGACGUGGAAGAACGCCCAGCUGGGGGAGGCCAUGAUCCAGACUCUGGAGCAGCAGGGUCUGCAGAUGGCUAAGGAGAAACAGGAGUACAUCAACCAGAUCCACACUCAGGUCCAUGAACUAUGCAGUGAACGGGAAGAGAAGGAGGAGUUAGAGAGAAUAACCAAGGAGCUGGAGGAAGAGAAGAAGAAGGUGGAGAAGGUCGCAGAACAGCUCAGCAUGGAGCAGGAAAAUGUCAGGACAGAGCUGGACCAGACUGUGGAGGCUCUGAAGGCAAUAGAAGAGGAGAAACAGUCUCUCCACACAACAGCUUCUGACCUCCAACACAGUCUACAGCUCCUGGCAGACGAGAAGGAGAAGAUCCUGGCUGAGGUGGAGGAGAAGGAGAAGCUCACCCAGAAGUUAGCCGAUGAAAACACUUCCUUAGCCAAGACAACCAACUCCUUCAAGGGCACUCUCAAGGACAUUGAGGACAAGAUGAGGAGUAUUGAGCAGGAGAAGGAAGAAGCUGCGCAAAGGUUGUUGGAGAAGGAGGAGUUGGCACGGCAGCUGGAGAGGGAGAAGGACUCGUACUCCGCACAGGCCCAGGAACUACAGUCUUCACUGGACGACUUGAGUGCCCAAAAAGAGAUGACAGAGUCAGAACUUAGGGAGGAGGUUGUGGCUCGGCUGAACACAGAGAAGCGGCUGCGGCAGGCGGAGGACGCCCUGGAGCGACUAGACUUGGCGCUGAGGGACCUCAUCAGUGAACAGAAGGCCAGCAAUGGCAACCGCAGCAGCCAGAUGGUUGCUGACGUCGGCAGUCUCAAGACGACCUUUCGGACCCUGGAGGCCCAGCAGGCUCUGGACCGUCUGGAGGUCACGGUGGCAGAGUGUGCCCUACAGUGCAAUGACCUCAUGAACCUGGAAUGUCAAUGUCAAAUCAUAGCCGACAUUGCAACAAUUCGACAAUUUUUUGAGGAAUGUGCCCAGGAGGCAAAGGUUGAUGCAGACAAGCCGGUCAUCAUGAAGAACGCUUUACACGCUCGCAAGAACUAUGUCCGCAAGGCCGCCACCAUUCGCUUCAAGAGGACCAAGUCCACCAGCAGUGCCAGUGCCCCCUCCUCUCGUCAAAAGGGACUGUUCAGUCCCUGCUCCGCAAGGCGGACAGCCCGUAUGGUGAACUCAGACCCCCAGCUGAGGCACAGCAUGAUUGGCACCUUGGCAGAAGUGGAGAGGGACCUGCAGGUCAUGUAUAAGGACCAAGUUUAACAAUGCCUUCUAGCAGUAGAGUAGGGUACUGCAAGUACUGUAGAACAGCAUGGAAAAUUCUCAUAUCUUCAAUUUCUGUACAGAACAAAGUAGUUAAUAGGUAUUUAGUUAAAUUAAAAGUAAGACAAAACAAUUAUAAUCAAGGAAUUUCAGAAGAGAGCUUUUAUGUUUGAAAGGUAAAAGCCACAAAUAUGUUGGGUAUCUUUAUGUGAAUCUGAGAAAAAAACAUCUGUGAGAAGGCACAAAGUGUUUUAGUGUCAAUUUAUGUUUUUUUUUGUGUUUUAUAUCUUUUUGACAUGUAUGUACACCUGGUGUUUUGUUUCUUAAUACGGGAAGGUGCAAAAUGCUAAACUAGGAAAACUUGCUGGUUUGUUUAAUAGAAAGCAAUCUGAUACAUGUUUAAACUAUCAUAGUGUGAGGGGAGACUGUGUAAGUAAAUGUUUUAGGAAAAUUUUCAGUAAUGAAUCUUUUCAGUAAAGAAGUAUUAAGCUAUAUAUUCAUUAAGCUUUGUACAGCUGUGCCUGAAAAUGCACUAGCAGGCAAGGCCAGUAUGUUUCAUCACACCAAAUGUUGAUUGAACCUCCUUGUCGUAUGAAGUAUCUACUUCCCGACAGGCACAUUUUUACUUGGAUUUCUUGUGCCUUGGAAGGCAUUACAAACGCUGGGACUCAUAGUGGUCUGUUGUUGUUCAAACUUUAUUCUCUCACAGCAAAGAAAAUGUAACCAAAUUCAUGGCUAGCCUGUGUUUACACAAUCUCCCACUGGAUGGGGUUAAUAAACCCUCUCUGUUGGGCGGGCCGGUUGCUAGGAGUGCAAUCUAGGCUUAUUCAUGACCAUCUUUACUACAGCCUUCAUCAUGUUUGAAUGACUAAUCAUUUAGGCUAAGUGACCUUACAAAUAUCAGCAAAAAUGUGUAUUCUGCUUUAACUGCCCUGAUGUAGAUGGCAUUGACAGCCCUUUCUGUCCUAUUGUCUGUUGCACUGUCAAUCCUACUUAUUCCUAAUCUAAACAGGACAGCAAAAAGCCCCAGACCUUCCAAUGUCAGUGUCAACUAGAACUAGGAUUUUGUAUCAAGAUGUGCCAAGUCAGUCUCCCAAGCAUUGCUGUGGGAUCUUUCUGUGCAAACAUAACUCUCUACUACAGUGUACAGUACACCAGUAACAAAGCACCAGUGUACACAGGCUCUCCCAGUGUUAAAUGUUCAAACAGCCCAAAACACUGUAACAUAUACAUGUAGGAAUUUUAAGGCCACACCAAUUCAUUGGCCACACAAUUUUGUCAACAAAAGACAGUUCUGAAAGCCAACAAUUGAACUGGUGUGGCUUAAGCAUGAAAGUUCUGAAACUGAUGACAUAAACAUUAGAGCCUUAUUCCCCCAUCCGCCAAAAAGGAACCAUGUAAGCUCCUUUAUGUAUAUACUCGUAUCAAGGCCAAGUUGUUUCAGUGGCAAUUUCUAUUGAUGUGUACAUUUCUUACAACAGAAAUUUCAAGGUGAUGAUUGUAUUUUAACGUGGGUGUACUCUAUCAACAUCUGAUUAAUGUGUACAGAUUUCUUGUGCAUUUUAACCAGAAACCGAUCAGACAAUUUUAUACAUUUUAGCUAGUGGCAAAUUACUGUCUGUAAGUCCUGUU